This is a messenger RNA of Salmo salar (Atlantic salmon), 3867 nucleotides long. RefSeq names its product sodium channel, voltage-gated, type II, beta. Gene Ontology annotation, cellular component: plasma membrane. The record is from RefSeq and is a predicted model, not a curated record. Lineage: Eukaryota; Metazoa; Chordata; Actinopteri; Salmoniformes; Salmonidae.
ACCCACAACCAUAUAAUCAACUAUUUCUACAGCUACAGUCACUGCCAGCCAUAUCAUAGCACUGAUAGAAUAACACAUAUUUUAAGAUUUUUUUUAAGUAAAAAGGAAGAUUUUACGACAUUUCUAUUUUUAUUAUAUAUCGUGACGUUUUACUACAAGGAGAUACAAUGCAUUUUACAUUACAAAAGCGAAAUAAGACGUGGAUGCCAGCUAUCAAUUUGUGCAUCGUGGGGUUGAUGGUUUAUAUUAUGGCCUGCCCUGCGUCCAGUAUGGAUGUGCUGGUCCAUAACCAGAUCGACGUCCUGAACGGCACCAUGGUGAGGAUCCAGUGCAUCUUCACCUCCUGCUACAAGAUGGACGUCAAUAAGUUUGCCAUGAACUGGACCUACCAGGAGAACACCAACAAGACUGAGGAGAUGUUCAUGACCUAUAAGAAGGGGAUGAUGCCCCUGCGGACAGACCGGUUCAGUGACCGGGUGCAGUUUGUGGGUAAUCUGGAAAAGAACGACUUGUCCAUCACCCUCUCUGAUGUCCAGCUGUCGGACAAGGGCAUCUAUAACUGCUACGUGCGCAAUCCCCCUGACCGGAUCCAAGGCCACGGAAUCAUCAAUAUGUUUGUCGUCACAGAACUGCCUCCCCCGCGGGACUCGACCAUAGCGGUGGCGAUCGGGGCGUCAGUCGGCGGUGCGCUGGCUCUGCUCAUCCUGUCCAUGGUGGUGGUGAAGUGUAUAAGGCGCCACAAGAAACAGGAGCUCAUCUCUGACGAGCAGAAAAUGGAGGAAGAGGGCAAGCUGGAUGCAGAGGGGGGCACCGAGGAGGGAACCAAGAAAGCAUUCCUGCCUGAAGAUGUAUAGUGACCCUUCCUUGAAUCCUUGUCCAGCAUCUGCCUCACCCCACGCCCCCUCCUUCCCUCCUCUUGUCCAGCUAAACAAGAUUGCCGCUAUGGGAAGCCCCAGCCGCCAGCCACGCCACUCACGCCACCCACGCCUGCCUCUGUCUUCAGUCGGCCAUCUUAUCUUCUCUCUUCUUUGACAAGAAGCCACAAAAGGCGGAGGAGGCUAGUGGACGGCAGCCUCCAAACGACAUUCCUCUUUCCCCUUUUUCCUCGCUUCUAGUCUCUCUUAAAAUACAGACGUAGGACAUGUAAAAUGCAAUGCAGGACAUUUAAAAUGUGUACUGUAUUUGAGGUUUAAAAAGGGUUCUGAAGUUUGUAAUUUCCACUUGGACAUUUUAGACCUGAUUUUCCCUCCUAGAGAAAUAUCAAUUCAUUAUGAUCCACAUAAUAAUUAACAUGUCCUGUUGCUGCAGGAUUAUUUUCCUACUGUAGCAAACUGGCUCAAAUUAAAAUCCUGCAUCUGCGGAGUAAAUGGAUUGGUUUGACAGCCGUGAUUACUGGGAAAGAUCCUGCUCUCUCUCUCUCUCUCUCUCUCUCUCUCUCUCUCUCUCUCUCCCUCUCUCCCUCUCUCGCUCCCUCUCUCCCUCUCUCUCUCCCUCUCUCCCUCUCUCUCUCGCUCUCUUGCUCUCUCUCUCUCGCUCUCUCUCUUUUUCCUGCUCUAUCACAUUACUUAGCGAUGCAUAAUGGCUGAGGCAAAAAAAGUUCCCUGUUUUUUUCUGACAGCUAGUGUGUGUCCAAAUGACAACCGUUCUGUGUGCGAAUGGUAUGGAUGGAUUUUUUUGUCUGUUUGUGUUCGUUUUUUAUGUACAGGGUAUAAGCUUGUGAAUGACCUUUAGAUGUCACUACGGGCAGUGUGGGUGUAUACACGUGUGUGAAUAUGCGUUUGAGUGUCCUUAGAGUGUUUGAGUGUCUUCUCUUCAAACUCAGACUCUCCCUGAAUGGAGAAGCCAGGGAUGAUUUUAUCAGUAGUCAACCCUUCUGAACCCUUGCUUCACCUCCAAUAUGAUUUUUAGCCUGUGUUGCUUCCUCAUACUAAGUUACUACUGUAUCGUAUAUUAGCAUGAUAUUUUUUGCACAUAUUAUGACAGGCACAAUUCUGCCUACGAUGGAUGGAUCAUUCAUCUGUUGGUCUUUGAUGAUAUUGUAAUAUACAUUGCACAAAAAGUCCAAUCCCCAAAUGAUGUCCCCCUUUUGUCCACCUGCAGUAUCCCUUGACACUCAAAUGAGCACGCAGACACAUUGACUAUACUUGAACCAACACAUAAGCUUCGACCACCACAUACAGCCACGUAGCUGUUUUGCACAUUAGAAGUCCACACAAAGAGGCCUACACAUACACACAAGCUGAGCACUUUCAGGGAAAACAGAAAAAAAGUAAGAUAGAGUAACAUUUAUAUCAGAUACAUAUAUUUCUACGUUUUGUCCUAAUAACAAGCUGUACUUUAGAGGUGUGCUUUGAUUGCUGUCGCUAUUUAGGUGUGGUCCUCACUGUCUUAAACUAUCAAUGUUUGAAUGUAUGGGACCUCUCUCGUCUGAGGUAAUUGAUAUUGGACGCUCUUUGGAUGUUACAUAUUUAGCUAAAUGAGUAUUGUAUUUGGGAGACAACGUGAGAUGUAAUUAAUAUACAAUCAAUCAUUCCACUUUCCACCCAUUGCAUUUCAAACUACCUUCAAAGAUGUCGGGCUUAAAUUACAUUAUCAUAAGAGCAUUAUAAUGUAUGUAAGUCUGUGAAGGAUCACAAAAAGUAUCCAAAAGCACAGAUGAACUUUGGAUUUGCUAAACAACAUCACAACUGCAAAUUAGUAGCAUUAUUUAUUUUAGUCAAUAUUUGUAAUAUGUUAUCUUAAUUUGCACCUUGUGUCUAAAAGUCUUGGCUUUAUAUUUUUUCAACAGACAUUGUUGGGGGAGCAGACAGGCUAUGGGAGUGUAACUGUAGUUAUAUGACUGGGUGCCUCUGAUAUUGUCUGACGUGGUUUAAAGGGCUAAAGCCAGGGGCCACGCUGAUUCUGUGCCCAGGAGUGCCCUACCUCAUCUGGAGAUAGUCUCUGCCUGUCUCUGCAAUGGCCACUCCAUUCAUUGGCUGCCUUUACGUUAUUCACUGCCAAAGCAUGUUUUCUUUUCUACUUUUUAUUUGUCUCCUCAGAUCUCCUAGCCGUUCUAGUUUAGAUCUUUCUUGGUCGAGUAUUGCACUUUGAUAUUGUUGAAUUUUGUACCACAUAGUCAUGUAAUUUGUACUUUAUGCCAUGACUUUGUGGUUGUUCUAGCUGUUGAAAUUGUUGUAGUCAUCAUUACUUGGUCUUUGGGAAGUUGGCCUGAGUUUGGGGAGCUCACAUCUGAAAGAUCAUUAAUUAAACAGUGGAAGGUCAAUGCUGAUCUCCACCUGUAGGGCGUACACGCUCCCAUUCUAGACUUACUUAAUGACUAAUAUAAAUUAAUUCAACUUAGUGCAAUUGUGAGUGUGGUGUGUAAAUCAGUAUGUAGGGAGUCUGAGACAGCUAGAAUCAUGGUGAGAAAUGUCUGGGAAGCUUGUUGCCACAACCAGAGACGAUAACAAUCACAAUCAGACUUAAUUAUCCAAAGUAACCUCAAGAAUUACAAAUAAUAAUAAUUUAGAUUGUACUGUAUUUUAUACAUGAGCACACACACUUACACACACUGCUACCGAUGGCUAGGGGACAAAGCAAUACAUGUAGCCUAAUGAAAUAAACAUCACCUCCAUUUCCCCUGUCACUCACUCUGACGUCUCCGCUGGACUCCUGAAUGCCGGGAUAGCUAGCUGGGAUAGUGGAGGUCCCAGAGUUUUGCGUUUGACUGUCUGUCUCUGUGUGGUCGUGCAUGUUUUUGCUGCAGUUGUUCCUCUGUGACGCAUGGCUCUAACCAGGACCUCUCGCACCGAACACCAGAAAUGCUUGUCUCUAAUAAUGAGCUGUAUUCAUUAUUGUAUUUUGAAAUAAAAAUGAGCAUAGAAAUAU